AUAAAGCCCCUCUUUGCUCCCUUCGUUGCCAGAUCUGGGCCACGUCUCGAGUCGCGUGCCCAGUGAACCCUUUUCAUGCGCCGCCAGCCCGAAUACCCUCAUUUUAAGUUAGUUUUUACUUGAUGUUGGUUUACCGUCUUGUGUUUUUGGUUUUAGUUGCCUUACAUUAAUACAUCUGCCCCCCCUUCCGGAACCCAUUACCCAUUCCCCAAUGAGGAGCCGUUCCUCGUUUCGUAGCAGGCGCAGGAGCCUCUAUCUCGCAAUCGCUGGAACAAUUGCGCUGUUGUACUACUUUACAUUUUAUUCAUCAUCGGACCCGGCGCGUCUACCGGAAUCAACACAACUUGAGCGCUACAUGAACUAUGGCGGUUCAUUACCAUUCGUGCCGGUGGUGGAGAGCAGCUUCGACUGGAGUCGAGUCAAACUCGAAUACCCGCCUGGCCAGCAGAGGUCGUUACCCCAAGGUGGAAACAAGCGUCUUCCACCGAUCCAGCAUGAGUUUGGCCCGGAAUCAUCAGCCGCCAGACAAAUACGACAAGCGCGACGCGAGGAGGUGAGAAAGCUGUUCCAAAAGAACUGGCAGAGCUACCGGAAGUAUGCCUGGAAGAUGGAUGCACUUCUGCCACUCUCUGCCGCCGGAAGAGACCAGUUUUCCGGCUGGGCUGCCACGCUUGUCGACUCCCUUGAUACCCUAUGGAUCAUGGGACUGAGGGAGGAAUUCGACGAGGCCGUCGCCGCUGUCGCCGAGAUUGACUUUGGGAAGUCGUCGACUUCCAGGGUCAAUACCUUCGAGACCACGAUUCGCUAUCUCGGGGGUCUUUUGGCGGCCUAUGAUUUGAGCAAACGGAAGGUCCUGCUGACCAAGGCCACCGAGCUCGGCGACCUGAUUUACAUCGGCUUCAACACGAGACGACGGAUGCCAGUUGAUUUCAUCGAUUUCGACCAGGCCCAGAGGGGCGAAGGUUUAACUGUGGAAGGCUUCGUUGUUUCAGCAUCGCCCGGAACUCUGUCUCUUGAGAUGACCCACCUGUCACAACUGACCGGCGACUCCAAGUAUUAUGAUGCCAUUUCCAGGGUCACAGACUUGUUCCACCAGCAUCAGAACGAGACGAGCCUUCCAGGCAUGUGGCCGAUGUACGUCUCCAUGAGCAGGCAAGAUGUCGUGACUGGACGCUCUUUCACCCUUGGAGGAGGUGCCGACUCCCUCUAUGAAUACCUUCCCAAGAUGUAUGCGCUUCUUGGUGGGCUCGAGCCCACAUAUGACACCAUGUCCAGGACAUUCAUGAACACGGUUGAUAAACACCUCUUCUUUCGGCCCAUGGUCCCCAAUGACGAAGAUAUACUCAUCUCCGGCAACGUUAAUAUUGGUGAUGAUGGCGUAGCCCGUCUGGAUCCCGAGAGCGAGCACCUCACCUGCUUUAUCGGUGGGGUCUUUGCGCUCGCAGGGAAACUAUUCGGAAGCCCGAAAGACGUCGAGACUGGUGCGAAGCUGGCGCAGGGAUGCGCCUACGCCUAUCGGUCCAUGGCAACGGGAAUGAUGCCAGAGCGGUACAACAUGGUCCCCUGCGAGUCGCGCAAGAGCUGCAAGUGGAACGAGGAGACGUGGGUCAAGGAGAGGUCAAAACGGCCCGAAUGGAAGAAGCAUCUGCCCCGGGGCUUCACGACAGCCAAGGAUCCCCGCUACAUCCUCCGGCCAGAAGCCAUCGAGAGUGUCUUUAUUCUCUACCGCAUCACCGGCGACAAGGCGUACCAAGAGACGGCGUGGGAUAUGUUCAAGGCUGUCAGCAAAGGCACCAGAACCGAGAUCGCAAACGCUGCCGUCCUUGAUGUGACCAUAGCAGGCGAGGAUCUUCCGCAGGAGGACUACAUGGAGAGCUUCUGGUUGGCCGAAACCUUGAAGUACUUCUACCUCGCUUUCUCCCCGCCUGACUUGAUCAGUCUCGACGACUAUGUGCUGAAUACCGAGGCACAUCCUUUCGCGAGACCAAAAUGAGUUUGACUCGUGUGUGUACGUAUGGGGAAUCCUGCAGCAAGUGCAGGACCCUAGUGCCAUGGACCUGCAGACUGGGAUCUGAAUGCAUUGCAACUUGGAAGAAAGGUCCAUCUAUGGCUUGAUGGGCUAAGGACACUGUAAGCCGACGAGGCGGCAUUCUGGGCUUGUGCGCAAGACUUCGCGACAACCCUCGGAGCAGUUGAGCCGAGUUUGUCAGCGGGGCGACUGCUCGAGACUCAUUCCUUGGGUAGCAUGGGGGAGGGG
Messenger RNA from Phialemonium atrogriseum, 2257 nucleotides. Its product is annotated as glycoside hydrolase. The record is from RefSeq and is a predicted model, not a curated record. Gene Ontology annotation, biological process: mannose trimming involved in glycoprotein ERAD pathway; carbohydrate metabolic process. NCBI's taxonomy places the organism in Eukaryota, Fungi, Ascomycota, Sordariomycetes, Cephalothecales, Cephalothecaceae. Gene Ontology annotation, molecular function: mannosyl-oligosaccharide 1,2-alpha-mannosidase activity; calcium ion binding. The coding region runs from base 212 to 1993 and encodes 593 amino acids. Gene Ontology annotation, cellular component: endoplasmic reticulum; membrane. The transcript has 2 exons.